This is a messenger RNA of Caenorhabditis remanei, 1194 nucleotides long. RefSeq lists its product as uncharacterized. The coding region runs from base 1 to 1194 and encodes 397 amino acids. Gene Ontology annotation, molecular function: oxidoreductase activity; molybdenum ion binding. Gene Ontology annotation, cellular component: mitochondrion. The transcript has 5 exons. Lineage: Eukaryota; Metazoa; Nematoda; Chromadorea; Rhabditida; Rhabditidae. The record is from RefSeq and is a predicted model, not a curated record.
AUGAAGCACGUUUCUCAACUAAAACUCCGCUUUCUAAGCCAGAAACCAGUUGAGAAGGCAGAGCCGGACGCAUUCUCAAAUGAUCCGGAACGUCAUCCAGCUCUACUGGUGCGUAAUGCCAAACCGUUCAAUGGCGAGUCCCCACCUUCCCUCCUCACUGACCACUUCUAUACACCUAAUGAACUGUUCUUUGUCCGAAAUCAUCUACCGGUUCCUGAUAUUAAAACCGAAGACCAUUGUCUUACUGUAGAAACACUAAACGGAAAAACAAUUGACUUGUCUGUCGAUGAACUCAAAAAGAAGUACAAGUCCUACACUAUUGGAAGUGUCAUUCAAUGCGCUGGAAAUAGAAGGGCAGAUAUGAAUCAAUAUAAAAAAGUGCAAGGAUUGAUGUGGGAGGGUACUGCAAUCAGUAAUGCGGAAUGGACUGGAGUUCGUCUCCGAGACAUUCUCGCCGACGCGGGAAUCGACGUUUUCGACGAGAAAAUCAAGCAUGUGCACUUUGAAGGUUCUGACGUGGACCCAACUGGUACACCAUACGGCGCAUCAAUCCCAAUCGAGAAAGCUAGAGGGAAUGAAGUGAUAGUAGCUUACCAUAUGAAUGGUGUUGAUAUUCCAAGAGACCAUGGGGCGCCUCUGAGAGUUAUUGUGCCAGGAAAUAUUGGUGCAAGACAAGUGAAAUGGCUCCGAAGAAUCAUUGUGAGCGAGAAGGAGAGUGAUAGUCAUUGGCAGCAGAAGGAUUACAGAGCCUUCUCUCCAGCAGUCAAUAUGGGCGACGAACUCAAAUGGGACACUGUACCUUCGAUCCAGGAGUACCCCGUCCAAUGCGCAAUUUGUACCCCGGCUCCGAACACCAAAGUGAAUAGUGACGAUGGUACUGUAGACAUAUCCGGAUACGCUUGGAGUGGUGGCGGCCGUGGAAUCAUUCGAAUCGAAAUCAGUGUGGAUGGUGGUGAGACAUGGAGUAGUUGUGAAAUGGAGCAAGAGAAGAAGCAGGAUUUGGAUCACAUGUAUGCAUGGACACUGUUCAAAGCGGAAGUGAAGAUUCCGCCAAUCGUCAAGGAGUUCAAUAUCAUUGCAAAAGCUGUAGACAGAUCAUACAAUACUCAACCAGAGACUGCUAGUGGUAUCUGGAAUGUUCGAGGACUGAUUCAUAAUGCAUGGCAUAGAGUUCCGAUUAUUGUCAAGGACUAA